AUUUGGCGCGAAAAUUGAAGUGAGUGUAAAAAUCCCCAAAUAGUAACCUUUUAGGGUUUAUUUUUACUUUUCUCACCUCCUUCGAUUUCACAAUCGACAAUCGUUUUGACAAUGUCGAGUAUCAUCAGCAGUCAGAUUGAAGAAAUCAAAAUUUUUAUAUCAUCUAAUUCAAAAACAGACCAAUCGUUAGGUUAUUCAACUCUUUUACACUUCCAAGAACAGUCCAGUGACAGUCCUCCUUCAAUCCAAGCCCUAAUUCAAAGUUCUCGAUGUCUUAUUAAUUCAAUCGUCUCCGAUAUCCAUAAUGAAGAUGAAGAAAUAGCUGCUCAAGCUUUGAAGUGCUUGGGAUUUAUGAUCUAUCACCCUUCUCUCGUUGCUACAAUUCCUGCUGAAGAUGGUAAACGAGUUUUAGAGUCAUUGGCUAAACUCAUCACGUUUACAAAAAUGAAGUCAGUUUGCAACUUAGGCGUGUGGUGUAUAUCGAUGCAACAAUUCGAUGCGACACUUUUAGCUGCCUGCUUUGAUACAUUGUUGCAGGCGGUUGUUCAUGCCCUUGACAAUCCUAUUGGUUCAUUGUCAACAACGUUCGAGGCCAUGCAGGCUGUGGCAAAGUUAGCGGCCCAAAUGAGUGAAAUGAUGCGGGAAUCAUCACACUUAUGGGUUCCUCCUAUAUAUAGAAGACUUCUCAGCAUUGAUAAGAGAGAGCGGGAUAUGUCUGAGAGGUGUCUUUUGAAAAUUAGGUCUACAAUACUUCCUCCUUCAAUAAGUCUUUCCAAGGCUAUUAUUGAAGACAUGAGGGAAAAAUUGCUGACAGGGAUGAAGGACUGGUUAGACAAGGGUAUGAAGGUUCAAACUGUCCAGGCGUGGGGGUGGUUCAUCUGCUUCCUAGGAUCUGGUGCCUUGAAGAAUAGACAUCUGGUGAACGAUAUGUUGAAAGUUCUUGAGCAAACAUUUUCAGAUCACAACCCACAAGUCCAGAUUGCGUCUCUGGUUGCUUGGCAAGGUCUUAUUGAUGCCCUGGUUCAUCCUCAAAUACUGUCUUGCAAGAAGAACAGAAUUCAACAAUUGCAAACGUCACCAGGAAAAAGUAGUGAACUGGUGUUAAAUGGAUUUUCAAAAAGCUUAAAGCUCGCUAUGGCACCUCUAAUAGGGAUCAUUUCAAGUAAAUGUGACGUUUCUGUUCUCUUGUCCUGCCUAAACACAUGGUGUUAUCUUCUACAUAAACUUGAUAUCUUCGUCAACUCUCCGUCAGUAAUUAACGUGGUACUGGAUCCUAUGUUUCAAGCAAUUUUUAAGAUAGGACCAGAUAGUAAAAGUAUUCGGUUAUGGAAUUUCUGCCUUGAUUUGCUUGAAGAUUGUAUAUCAACAAAGUGUUCAGAUUUGAACUCUGAUCCAAAGAACCAGGUAAACCUUCAUCUUUCUGCUAGAACCUUCAUUCCUGGGUCUGGCAGGUAUUCAUGGAAUCAAUAUCCUAUUAAAUGGUUGCCUUGGGAUCUUAGUCAGUUGGAUUUCUACUUAAAGAUGAUUAGUAUUAUUAUUACUCAUGUGGCAACAGCAACAGCUGCCCCUGAAAGUAAAAAAUCAGUGUGUGAUGCAGCUGUCAGGAUAUUUAGAUUUGUUUUAAAGGGUGUGCAAAUGGAGUUUAGAAAUCCAUCAAAUAAUUAUGAUAACAUUAUGUUCUGUUUGAACACGAUAUUAAGUUUCAUGAAGAAAUUAGGCGAAGAUGCUAGUUCAGAUGGUGGUGGUGACUUAUUUAAUACUUUCCUUUAUUUAAUAGAGGCCACCAUGGAGGAGUUAGAACCGUCUAUUAUGGAAUCCCCUCUUUACAAGGUGGCUUUAGACAUCAGUUAUGUUGGCAGUCUGGAUUCAGUUAAACAUUCAAAAAUACCGCAUCGAUGUUCUUUUAUGGAUAUGUUUUCACCUAUGGUCUAUCUAACUGUACUCUACCUUGGUUUGGUGGUUCAAUUAACUCUAAAUACACCUGAGAUGGAAUUGAUUUUACAGAGGUUUCAAAGAUUUUAUAAGUUUGUACUGUCUUCUGAUGAUCCCCUGGAAAGUUUUCUUGCUUCUGUUGGUUUUUUGUAUGCGCACAUGGGUUUUAAGUACAUGGAGAUAUGGAUGGUGAUGGUGACUUGUCUGAAUGGCUGUAUUGAUGGUAUGAAGGAUCUCUCUCUAUUCAAAACAGAUUCUGACAAUUCGUUUUAUAGGGCCAUAUGCCAUCUCUUAUCAUAUCCAUUCAUUUUGUUCUCUUGUGCUAAGAAAGAUAUAACCCUGUUGAGAGCUAGCAAUUCCCCGAAAGAAUCUUUUGUUUUAUCAGAGAGAAAACUUGAACAGGCUAUUGAGGUUUGGAAGUCCUUAUAUGGUUCUGUUUGUGUUGCAUGCUUGAAGUCUUCUGCUACAAACACUUUCAGUCAUGAUCUGUGUGCAAUGUUAAAUUCAUGUUUCGGUGGAAACGGUAGCAUGUUUCAGUAUAAUAGUGAGCUUGGUUACAAGGAUCUGGAGCUUGCUUGCCUUUCUUUCUCUGGAAAGGUUUUGGGUGCUUUCCCUCGUUGCUUAAUAUGUUGCAGAGUCAUGAAAUUCAUGUAUGUAAACAUGGGAAGGGAACCAGCCUCUGGUCUUGUGAGUUCAAGGGUAUUCUCUACGUUGACAUGCUUCAUUAGUUGCCUUCACUCGAAGCAAGAUAUUCUUUCAUUUUUUGAGAUAAUAUCCGGUCCGCUGCUUCAAUGGUUAUCACAUCAAGAGAUAAAGGAUGAAAAUGCCAAAGAUAAACUCGGAAUCCUAUGGGCUGAGAGCCUCAAUUGUUUACAGAGGAGUCAGCCACUGCCAACUUUCGAUUCUUCUUUCCUCAGACUUCAAGCAUCCCUCCUCGAGAAAACACUGGAUCAUCCGAAUACCUCCGUUUCUGAUCCGACCAUAAUCUUUUGGAACUCCACAUAUGGCAAGCAAAUCAGCUUGGAAUACCCCCAAAAUCUACUUCAUGUUCUACACAGGUUGUCAAGAAAUGGAAGAAUAAGCCUCUACAAUAGAAGCAAAUCAUUUGUGGCAAGAUGCUCUACGCUAGAACAUGACACCGUCACCACCCCAUGGUGUUGCAAGAUCACCCCAACACAGAAGAGCUCUAAACGAGUCAAGUUAACAGAGGAGGGUAUGAUUCCCGGAUCUAACCAAAACAAUAAGCCACCAUCAAAUUCAAAACGAAAGAGAGUGGAACUAACAGAGCAUCAAAAGGAAGUAAGACGAGCGCAGCAAGGAAGGGAGAGGGACUGCAAUGGACACGGUCCUGGGGUCCGAACUUAUACGAAUCUCGACUUUUCGCAGGGAAACCAAGAGUCGCAAGACAGUCAGGGCAUUCAAGAUUCGGAAGCCAUGUUGGAGAUGUUGAGAAGAGUUGGAUGACUGUUUUCUAUUAAGUGAUGUUGUAUGAUAGUUUCACAUAUUAAUUCCCUCCUUGGUAUAUGUAAAUAUUAAUAUAAAAUAAUAUAUUUUAAUAAUUAUUAUUUUUGAAUA
Molecule: messenger RNA, 3507 nt
Organism: Gossypium arboreum
Lineage: Eukaryota; Viridiplantae; Streptophyta; Magnoliopsida; Malvales; Malvaceae
Exons: 10
Coding region: 112-3396 (1094 amino acids)
Biological process (GO): telomere maintenance
Cellular component (GO): nucleus
Source: RefSeq, a predicted model, not a curated record